Molecule: messenger RNA, 2145 nt
Organism: Colletotrichum karsti
Lineage: Eukaryota; Fungi; Ascomycota; Sordariomycetes; Glomerellales; Glomerellaceae
Product: bromodomain containing protein
Exons: 6
Coding region: 1-2145 (714 amino acids)
Biological process (GO): chromatin remodeling
Cellular component (GO): RSC-type complex
Molecular function (GO): protein binding
Source: RefSeq, a predicted model, not a curated record
AUGGACAACAAGCGAAAGUCGGUCGCUGCUAAUGGCGCGACCGAAGCUGAUGAGCGCGCAGCAAAGCGCCAGAGACUCUCCGAGAGAUUCGACUUGACCAAGAAAGAGACCGUCGAAUCCACAACCGAGCAUGGCCUUUUCUUCCUCGAGCAGAUUCGUCGGACCGCAGACAAGAAUGGCCGAAAGGUGGCAGGUUGUUUUGAGAAGCUGCUCCCAAAGGAGGCGAAUCCCGAAUAUUACAAGAAAACGCGCAUGCCCAUCUCGUUGUCGAUGAUCGAGCGAAAGCUUGUCAAGGGAGACUUUGCCACUCUCACCGACCUCGAAAGCUACUUCAAGCGCAUGGUCACCAAUGCGAAGGAAUUCUACCCUCGCCACACUCAGAUUUUCGAAGAUGCCGAGAGAGUCCGGAAAGCCUUGAGUAAUUUCAUGACCAAGACAAACCCGGCGUACAAUAAAGGCGGAUACAGCGCAGUCCCGACUGCUCUGCCUGACGAUGGCAGCUUUGUCGAUGAGGCUGAGACGGACGACGAGGAUGAUGCGAUCCCUGGCAAGACUGGCCGUCGCAAGUCUCAAGGCGCCGCCAAGCCCGAACCCGAGCAGCAAGAUGCUGACGAGGAAGAUGAGGAAGAAGAGGACGCCGAGGCAGAUGAAGAUGAGGACGCAGAAGACGAAGAAGAAGAGGAUGAUGAUGCAGAGGGAGAUGACGAUGACGACGAGGCCAGCCAGUCCUCCAAGCCCCCAACUGUCAUCUUUCGUCGCAGAGGUCCGGGCAGACCUCCCAAGGGUGCCUCGCCGCGCAAAUCCAAGGGCCGGACUGCUACGCCCAGUCGCCCGGAUGCCGAGUAUGAGGACGUCCCAUACAAGGGCCUCAGUUUCCAGGCUGCCCAGGAAAAGAUUGUCGAAGAAAUGCUUCGGAAGCGCGAGGAGGACGGUCAAGAGCCAUACUUCGAGCCUUUUGUCAAUCUCCCUCCUCGCGCCCUCAAAGAUUACUACCGGGUGAUCAAAGAGCCCAUUUCCAUCAAGAAGCUUCAGAAAUCAGUAAAAGGCGUCAAGGGUCGCAAUGAGGCAACUGGCACUAGCGAGUUUAAGAACUGGGCUGCCUUUGAGGAGAGCGCUAGUUUGUUGUGGCAGAACGCUUGCUUCUACAAUGAAGAGGGAAGUGAGAUCUACGAGCUUGCCCAGGAAUUGAAGGAAUUUUUCAUGGACGAGCUGCGUCAGGCUAAGGCGGUCGUUUCUGAGCCGGCACAACCCAAGAUCAAGCUCAAAGUCCAGCAGCCUUCUUCUGAGCAGCCCCCAACCUCUAAGAAGAUCACUAUUCACGUGGGGGGCAAGAGUGAUUCGGCAGAUUCGCCUGCGCCUCUGGUAGCCCACUCCGCAGGUUCCCAGGCAAGCGACCAGGUCGGCCCCAACGGCAAUGCCCGUCAAAUUGUCACUCCUGCCAUGCCGGCUGCAAUGGAUAGAAUCCGGAGCACCUCCGCGGCAUCUCCGAGUCCUUCGGCUGCCAAUAACAUCAAGAGAGAAGAUGCUAUGCGUCCCUCUCCUGCUGUGACACCUGGUCAGGCAAACACACCAUCGGCUUUCCCCCCUCCCGUCGCCAGUCAAGCUACAGGCCUUUCCAAUGCAACAUUCCAGCCUAUUGGUGUUCCGCAGCAGACGAAUGGCAUCGAGCAGCCUCCUAAGCCUGUCUGGGAUCAGAGGCUCCGUGCCCCAGGCAAAGGAGCUGCCGAUGCCUUGAUAAGCAGUUUGAAGGUCCAGACUCAUCCCAUGAUCAACGUCGAGCGCCGGUUUGAAAUCACCGUCACUCCCAUGGAGAAGGAGGCACAGCAAUCCGUGACGGUCCACAUGCCUGCCAAUCAGUUAAGGAUUCAGAUCAUUCCUACUUUGCCCGCCUUCCUUGAGAAAGAGGGACGCCAGUGGAGGCUUUGGGUAAUCAUCAACAAACAUCCCAUCCUUCCGGUCCAUGUCGGCCACAACCAGGUUGUUCCGCUUGGCGCCAAGGUCUUCGAAGCCCAGCUCCAGGCCGGUAUCGUUAAUACCAUUGAGGUACACGUCGCUGCUGCGUUGCCUAAGGGCCAAAAGCUACCUACUGGUGAAGACUACGAAGUUGAGCAGAUGACGGUGCUUGCCCACGUUGUGAGAAACUAG